This is a messenger RNA of Dioscorea cayenensis subsp. rotundata (Guinea yam), 2178 nucleotides long. Its product is annotated as amino acid transporter AVT6E. The record is from RefSeq and is a predicted model, not a curated record. Lineage: Eukaryota; Viridiplantae; Streptophyta; Magnoliopsida; Dioscoreales; Dioscoreaceae. Gene Ontology annotation, biological process: amino acid transmembrane transport. Gene Ontology annotation, molecular function: amino acid transmembrane transporter activity.
UGGGAUUUUGUUCAAAAAGUCUCCUCUUUUUCUCCCUCCAUCUCUCUCUUUCCCUCGUUUUCUUUGGAAAUUGGAACCCUAGAUCCAAACAAGACAAGAGACGAAACCUUUAUCAUUGGAUCUCAGCUCCUCCAAGUCCAAAUCCACAAGGUAUCUUCAGAUGUAUUUGUCUCUUUUGUCUUUUUCAAUUCAAGGGAUCAGCUUUUGAUAGGUCGAAGCCUUUCUUUUGGAAGGGGAAACAACGAGAUCUGAUUUCAAAAUCGAUUUUUUUUGCCCACCUGAGUCGGAAAUCUGAACAAUUUUUUGGGUAAAUUUUGAGUUUUUGAUUGAAAAGGUAGAGCUUUGCUUAUGAUUUAUUGAGAAAAAAGGUAUCAUUUUGUGUUGAGAAAUGGAUAGCAAUUACUCUGCUAUUCCUAGGAAUAAUUCAUCCAUAGAGCUCCAAUCACAUGAUAGGAACAAUAGAGCAGCUAGUCAUUCCAAAAUCAAUGGUUUUUAUGAUGAUGAAGAUUUUGCACUUGAGGAGUUUGAUGAAUUGCCUCUCAUCCUUGUUCCUGAUUCUGAGUCCAAAGAUGUUGGAUCUGGUGUUCCUGGUGCUGUUUUCAACCUUGCAACAUCUGUUAUCGGUGCCGGGAUCAUGGCCCUCCCGGCUGCCAUGAAGGUCCUUGGCGUCGCGUUUGGUCUUUUCUCUAUAGUUGUCAUGGGCAUUUUGUCGGAGAUCAGCAUUGAGCUUCUUGUUCGAUUCUCUGUCCUUUGUAAAUCUUCGUCGUAUGGAGAUGUUGUACAUUCAGCACUUGGAAGUUUCGCAAGAGUUGUCUCAGAGAUUUGUAUUAUUAUCAACAAUGCUGGUAUUCUUGUUGUUUAUUUGAUAAUCAUUGGAGAUGUGAUGUCCGGCUCUUUUGAGCAUGUUGGAGUGUUCGAGCAGUUGCUUGGACAUGGUUGGUGGGAUAAUCGGAAACUGGUCAUUCUCAUUGUGUUGGUUGUCUUCUUGGCGCCGCUUUGUGCUCUUCAAAAUAUCGAUUCCCUUAGCUUGACAUCAGCUGCCUCGGUUGCUCUUGCUGUCGUCUUUGUUGUUGCAUCGUGCGUCAUUGCUUCUAUCAAACUUGUUGAAGGUAGCAUUAAGACACCGAGAAUGGGCCCUGAUUUCGGGUCAAAGACAGCGAUAUUGGACUUGCUUGUGGUUAUUCCGAUAAUGACAAAUGCCUAUGUGUGCCAUUUCAAUGUUCAGCCGAUUUACAAUGAGCUAAAGGGAAGAUCACCACAUAAGAUGAACCGGGUUGGAAGGAUCACGACAGUCUUAUGUGUUGUAGUUUAUGCAUCAACUGCCUUAUCGGGGUAUCUGUUGUUCGGGGAUGAUACAGAGUCAGAUGUGCUUACCAAUUUCGACGAGAAUCUUGGUAUUCGAUUUAGUUUUAUUUUGAACUAUGUGAUUAGAAUCGGUUAUGUUCUCCAUCUGGUCCUUGUAUUUCCGGUGAUACAUUUUUCUUUCAGGCAAACUGUUAGUGAGUUGAUAUUCAGGACUUCGGUUCCACAGAGCAGGACGAUGACAUUAGCUUUGACAACAGUGUUGCUUGGAGUCAUUUAUCUCGGCUCGACAAUGAUACCCAACAUCUGGGUGGCUUUCAAGUUCACCGGAGCCACAACCGGGCUCGCAUUGGGGUUCAUAUUCCCGUCACUUGUCGCUUUGAGAUUGGAUAAGCAAGGGAAGAACUUGGGACGUGCGACGAGAUUUUCACUGUGGUUGAUGUUGGUAUUGGCGGUGAUUGUUAGCAUCAUAGGAGUUGUUGGUAAUAUAUACAGCAUUAAAAAUCAAACUGGUUGAGCUUUGUCUUCUUGAUGUAUUUUUGCAAGGGAAUACAUGACCCGAAUUUGAGAUAAUAGUCUCCCGAGAACACUGGCAGAUGAUAAACCGAUUUAGAUCAAGGAUUACAUAUUUGUCACACGACCACCGAUCGGCAAAUGAAAAUUUAGAACACAAGAAUAUUCAGGUGAUGCCUUCAGUUUAUGUUUCCAAUUGGUUGAUUUAUUUACCAUUUCAUAUAGAGACAGUGAAGUGGUAUUUAGCUUCAUGUGGCAUUGAUUUUUGUUUUUCUUUGUUAAUAAUGUUUACUGCCAGAUUGAUCAUGUUAUGUUCUUUCUAUGAAAUAAUAGUUAUCAGAAACAUGGUUUUAUUUUCUUGAA